AUUCGGGGAAUUUCGAUGGUUUACUUAAUGGGUAUGAGGAAAUGAAGGUACUGGGCGUGAAGCCAAAUGUGAUCAUUUAUACCACAUUAUUGGAUGCCAUGGGCUAGGCUGGGUGGCCGUGGAAAGUGAAGACUAUCUUUAAAGAGACGGGUAAGAAGGGGUUGGUGCCUGAGAGGGCAACAUGGCGCUGCUCUCCUGCAAUCCUAUUGCUAGGCUCGUUAUGCUGAGGAUGUGCUUAGUGUUUGUAGGCAGAUGAAGGAGGAAAGGAUGGAGAUGAAUGUGAUCUUGUAUAACAUGCUCUUGUGGAUGUGUGCUGAUAUUGGUUGUGUCGAUGAAGCAGCCAAGAUUUUUGCAGAGAUGAAGGGAUUGCCUGAUGAACGUAAGCCUGAUAGCUGGAGCUCUUCAGCUUUAAUCACUGCAUAUGCUUGUAGCAAAAAUGUUUCGGAGGUAGAAGGCUUGUUGAAUGAGAUGUUGGAAGCUGGAUAUUGGCCAGAUAUCUUUGUGCUUACUUCAAUCAUCCAGUGUUAUGGGAAAGCUAGACAGACGGGUGAUGUUGUGAGAACUUUUGACAAGCUAUUGAAAUUGGGCAUGACUCCAGAUGACCGGUUCUGUGGUUGUCUUCUGAAUGUGCUGACCCAGACGCCAACAGAAGAAUUAGGGAAGGUGAUUGAUUGUAUAGAGAGAGCUAAUGUCAAGUUGGGCUCCUUAGCGAAUCUGCUAGUGGAUGAAGGAGCUGGAAAUGGGACAGUCAAAAAAGAAGCUGAAGAGCUUUUUAGCAACAUCAUUAAUGAAGUGAAGAAGGCUUAUUGUAAUUGUUUGAUAGAUCCCUGUGUAAGCAUCAAUCGGUCCGAAAAAGCUUAUGUGCUUCUGGAUAUGGCACUUCAUCUGGAGAUAUAUACAGAUCUUCCAUCAAAAUCUCCCACACGGUGGUCUUUACACGUGAAGAGUCUCUCACCUGGAGCAGCUCUGACUGAUUUCAGUGUCUGGAUGAAUGAUUUGUCUAAGGCCUUAGAGAAUGGGGAGGAGUUGCCCCCACUGCUAGUUAUUCAUAUGGGGCAUGGGAAGCAUAAAUAUUCGGAUAAAGGCUUGGCACCUGUGUUAGAGUCACACUUGAGAGAAUUGAAUGCGCCAUUUCAUGAGGCACCAAAUACGGCUGGAUGGUUUCUGACCACAGAAGUUGCUGCUAAGUCAUGGUUGGAGUUGAGUAAUUCAUCUGAGCAGUUGCUGCUUAGGUUGUAUCAUUAGGAAAAAGAAUUGUGCCUGUAAGGAACAUUUUCCUCCAUGCAGAUGAAA
Elaeis guineensis (African oil palm) is the source of this 1293-nucleotide messenger RNA. RefSeq names its product pentatricopeptide repeat-containing protein At4g16390, chloroplastic-like. Gene Ontology annotation, biological process: positive regulation of translation. NCBI's taxonomy places the organism in Eukaryota, Viridiplantae, Streptophyta, Magnoliopsida, Arecales, Arecaceae. Gene Ontology annotation, cellular component: chloroplast stroma. The record is from RefSeq and is a predicted model, not a curated record. Gene Ontology annotation, molecular function: protein binding; mRNA binding; rRNA primary transcript binding.